UAUUUGCCUAUUUAGUUAUUAGGGGAUUACUACAUUGUACACUAACCAUCUGAGUUAAUCUGUGAAAGUUUGUGUUGGUUAACAAAGUGUUGUCGCUAGAGAACGAUUUACGUCGGUUUAAAUAAAGCAAUAUACGAUUCAGUCAAUACGCAGUCGUGGUAAACGCAGACGGAGACCUGAGGCGGGGCAUUAUAGUUGCCACAGUCAUUUAUCUAUAGUGACAGUGGUGCAACCAAUAACGUUACGGUGGGUGCAACUCCUCUGGUGCAACUCGCAUCACUGGGACGCCUAAAAGCGCGUUCCCAACUGAUGCGCGCGCGCGCUAUCGGGAACGGAUCGAGGCGGCAAAUAGUCAAGGGAGGAGAGUAACAUUGCUAGUCCAAUUCGGAACAGCGAUAGUUGAACAAAAAAAGAAAUGCCUAGGGAAAUAGCAAUCUAUUUUUUAAUGCCUUGGGAGGCAACUGAUCACUAAGUAAUAUCUCAAAGAUUCUGAGACAAGACCAAGGAGUAUUACGGAGCAAGACGGCUGCUUUAAAGGUAUGGAACAGGACGGCACAAGCGUAUGGGCACGACUGGAGCCCUUCCUGUUGGGGGCGCUGCAGGUGCCACCCUCAGCCAAGCUCAGCUUGCACUACCUGCGCAAGAUGGCCGCCUACGUGCGCACGCGGGAGGGCUGCUACCCGCUGCUGGGCUGGCCUAUGUGGCGCCACAUCGCCUGCGGCAAGCUGCAGCUGCCCGAGGACCUGGCCUGGCUCUACUUCGAGACCUUUGACCUCCUGACCCCCCACGUCCCCGAAGAGAGGCUGGGGCGGGCCGAGGCGCUGUCCCAAUGCAGCUCCGCCAAGGAGCUGGACAGAGUGCGUAGCAAGCUGUCUGUGGACACCCUGCAGUUCCUGCUCUUCCUCUACAUGCAGCAGCUGAACCGCGUGUCCCUACGCACGUCUCUGAUUGGUGAAGAGUGGCCCAGCCCCCGAGCCCGCUCCCCGUCCCCUUCCUCUGACCGCGAAACAAUGACGAACUCCCAGAACAAGAACUGGGACGACCAGGCCCACCUCACCUUCAUCCAGACCCACCUGUCGGACCUGCUGGAGCUUCUGGUGGAGCCGGGCCAGCUGAGCAGGUCGGGGCAGGCGGUGCGGGACAGCCAGAUUUCGGCAGAGGCCGUGCAGGGGCUGAGCUUCCUCCUGGAGGGGUGCGUGAGCCGGGGGCGGACGGUGCACCCCCUGCACAGGCUCCUGUCCCGGGCCCCGCUGCAGGCCCAGGCCGGGUACUCCCAGCUCAGCCGCUCCUUCUCCCUGCAGCGGCUCCAGGCCUGGCUGCGCCAGACCCUCUGCCUCAACCCCUUCGGCACGUCCGCCUGCCUGCGGUCCGGGAAGAAGCUGGCCUGGGCCCACCAAGUGGAAGGCUCCAUGAAGAGAGCCAAGAUCGCCCGCAACACCCACGUGGCACCGCCCGGCAGCAGAGUGGUCCUGAUGUCCCAGGUGUUCCGGCAGACGCUGGCCAAGAACUCGGACAAACUGGCCGGCGCCAACAUCAAGGUGCACCGCUGCACCGAGGCCUUCAUCUACCUCCUGUGCCCCCUCAGGUCUGUGUGUCUGGAUAAGUGUCGGAACAGCACGGUGGUGCUGGGCCCGGUGGAGACCAGCGUUCACGUGCAGAGCUGCGAGAACGUCAGGGUGGUGUGCGUGGCCGGCCACGUGGCCGUGGGGGCCUCCUCCCGCUGCACCCUCCACGCCCUCACCCCCACCCGACCCCUGCUGCUGCCCGGCAACGCGGCCCUGACGCUGGGGCCCUUCCACACGCACUACCCCUCCCUGGAGGACGACAUGGCCAAGGCGGGCCUGGCCGUGGUCCCCAACGUCUGGGACCAGCCCCUGACGCUGGGCUCCGAGGGGCACCCCCCCCCCGAAAACCCGCCCUACCGCCUGCUGCCGCCCAGCGAGUUCUGCCCCAUGGCGAUACCCUUCCAGAUGGAAGGGGAUACCUGCGAAAUUCCCGGGGGGCUGCCCCCCCCCUACAAGGCGGCCCUGGACGAGCGGGAACGCCGAGUGCAGGAAUGGCAGACGACCGUCAAAGACGCCCGUCUCACCAAAGACCAGCGGCGGCAGUUCCAGGCCCUGGUGGAGCAGAAGUUCCAUGAGUGGCUCCUGGAGUCGGGUAACAGGCAGCAGCUGGACAGCCUCAUCCCCCCCAUCGUCGCCCCCGGCGGCUCCGGGGAGCCUUCCGGCAGCUGGGUGGACACCUACAGCCCCAACCACAGACCAGGCGAGAGGACCCCCGAUGGGCCUGGACAGGCAGCGAGGCAGACGCCCACAGCGCGCUGAUGAGGGUCCUUGGACAAGACCCCGGGGUGCUUUCCAGUCACUUAUUUCUUCACCUCCUCGCUUCCUUUCCUUGUGUCCUUUCCUAGUAUGGAAAGCCAAACUGGUCAAAAGUAUGUGAAAUUGACAUCUGGAAUCACGUGAUGUCAACAUGGGUUGACAGCACAUGAUUCCAAGGAGAAAAAAUAAGUGGUUGGAACACACCCCUGGACUCCCGAAAACACCUAAAGCUGUCCUCAGAUUGUGCCUCUACUUACUGUGCCUGGACCUGUUGGGCUUCUCCGUAUAAAGAGGUUGGGGUGUGGGUGAGGGUUGUCUUAACUGAUCUCAGAUCAGUAUUCAGGGUGUACCGUUUGUCCAGCGCUGACCCCAGCCACAGGCCGCAGCCAGAUCUUCAUUCACACGCAGUCCACAGUUUCAGGCAGGCCUGACCGCGGGCCCCAGCCGUGCUUCAGAAGGGGACGUGGCACUGACUGCCCUGGGCUCGAGUGACAGCUCAAUCACAGCACAGGUUGACUGACAUUCCCCAGAUGGCACAGGUGUGUGCCCCCCAAACCCGCUAGGGCAUUCACUGUCGGUACAUCGGGUAGAGCAUGACGUGCGAUAGUCUGUUUACCUGUUAGUCACGCUCAGGUCGGGUACUGUAUUCAAAAUUCUGGGAAAUCAGGUAGUAAAUCUAAAGGGAAUAGACUAAUAUGGGAAUGUUUCAUUCAUGCCCACACACACAGCGAGGACAUUGUGCAGUGUAUGAAUGUUAAAUGUAAACGAUGAAGGUCGGCAUGUCAAAGUCUGUUAUGAUGAUACGAAAUGUGACAUGCAGACAGGUGGACUGGGGUCUGCGUCCAAAAACGACAAGAUAAUGUAGCCUAGGUAGUACUGUAGAGAACCAGCGGUAGCAAACGGUAGCACAUAGCUCUAUCAAAACGGCAACACGGGUCACUGGAUUUCUGCUGAGAAAGUUGCAAGUGCGUUUCCCCGCCAAUGAAUUAAGGGAAGGAACUGAAGCACGUUAAAGUGUACAGUGAGACAGUACUUAAACAGGUGCACUUGUUCGUAGAGUUAAUGAAAUGCGCACAGGCUGUGUUAACUUCACCCGGAGGUACCUUUGAUCCUGACGUGUUAAGAGGUCAGUCUGGUGGCGUUUCCCUGAAGGAACAGGACCUCCCCUUGCCUUUAGUUAGUUUUCCUGCGUAGUUCUGUUAUUGCCUUUUACACGGAAAUUGCACUGAAGUCCGCAUAACGAUCCCAAGUAGUUGAAUCGCGUUUUAAAAGCACAUAUUUUUAUAUGAUAUUCUUUCCAGUCACUUUUGUAGGAAAAAAAAAAGAAUAAAAGCCUUUAUUUUGUG
Molecule: messenger RNA, 3667 nt
Organism: Anguilla rostrata (American eel)
Lineage: Eukaryota; Metazoa; Chordata; Actinopteri; Anguilliformes; Anguillidae
Gene: tbccd1
Product: TBCC domain containing 1
Exons: 7
Coding region: 540-2324 (594 amino acids)
Biological process (GO): maintenance of Golgi location; maintenance of centrosome location
Cellular component (GO): spindle pole centrosome
Source: RefSeq, a predicted model, not a curated record